ACUAAACUUGUUAACUGUUUGAACGAUGCAUAAACAAAACGCCGUUAUUUAUAAAGCAUUGCUUGAAGCAGCUAUUUCGGCGGUAUUUACCCGUUUUUGUUAGUUUUUCAUUGCUUAUUUGUGCCAAAGAUUUAACAACAUGCAAGAAGGCGAGGAAAGAACAUCCGAGGAUGUCAGGAAAAUAAUAAAAACUGCAAAACUCCACGAGUCGGAGCUAACUGAGGUGACCCAAGUAUUGAGGUUCCCUGACGCCGGCAGCCAGAAACAAAACCUCAGUCUGAUGCUGCUCGACGCUAAUUUACUGAAAGAAAUCGAGGAGGGCAAUGAACUGGUAUUCAAAGGCGAUCCUGAAGAAAACGUCGUCCUCUGCACAUCCACCAAAACAUACGAUGUUAAAGAGGCGGAGACUUCCAACAGCCUAUUAUUAGUGCCAGACUUGCUUUUCGCUGCCAACACAGGCUUAGAUGAGACCAUAGCCAAUAACUCUAUGGAUGAUUCCGACACAUCCUUUGAGAAAUCUAAUAAUUCCUUAAACAAAUCCACUGAAUCUGAUGAAGGUGACAAACCUCCAAGAAAAAUAGAAUACAAAGAAGUUAUAAACACUUUUUUUACUUAUUACGAACUGAAACCGUGUAAACCUCGUUUAAAUAAGUUGCAGAAAUUGCUAGAAGCUUCUAGAUUCCAAGGUCCAGAGCUGGAAUAUGCCAUCGACAAAUCUACGCUUUUAACUUAUGAAGCGAUUUUCGAAGAAGUCCAAGCGUCGAGAACUGAAUUAAAUCAGGAACUUGAGAAUAUUCAAGCUAUUGAAAUAGACGGUUUCUAUAGACUACUUGAGUUUGACUACGAAUUUAGAGUUCUAUCAUACAUGCUCGACCUUAUUGAAGAGAAUUCUUGGCCUUUAGAGAGAAUAUCUAAAGAAAUAACUGUAGAAAGUUUGAAGGACUUAGUUCCUUCGCCGAUUAUAGAAAGUAUGUUCAAGUUUUAUACUGAAGAGUCUGUAGAGGAAGAUGGGGUUCAGUAUUAUAAGUAUAAUCAGGAGAAAGUGUGCAGGUUUUUGGCGAGAGUUUUGUUGAAGAGUGCUGGCAAAUUCAAUUUGACAGAGUUUAUGCAGGCUUGGAGGGAUUCAGUUCCGGAGGGAAUGGUAACAGAUGAGUCAAUGCUAUGGGGCAUAGCGCUGGUGGACUCGAGCAGCUCCCCGCCGGUGGUGUGGGGCUUCACGGAGGCCGAGCUGCCCGCGAACAUCAACGAGCGGUUCAAGGUUCUGUUCCGGGCCAAGCCCAAGUGGACCGUCGAACAGAUAUCGCCGUACAUCGAAUGUUACGCCACAGAAAAGCUGAACGUCAACGCCCUCCUGACUAAAUACGCGCGAGCCUCCACGCAAGAUGGAGUCAGGGUAUUCUCAGCAAAACAUAUGAAAUAAGUACUGAACCUUAUUGUUAAGUUAUUAAGGUAUAAUAUUGUAUAAAACUGAACAACGCUCUCCUGACUAAAUACGCGCGAGCGUCCACACAAGAUGGCGUCAGGGUAUUCUCAGCAAAAUAUAUGAAAUAAGUACUCAACCUUAUUGUUAAGUUAUUAAGGUACAAUAUUGAAUAAAACUGAACAACGCUUUCUUGAUGAGAUACGCGCGAGCGUCCACGCAAGAUGGGCCUGUGUUCUCAAAAAACAUUAACCUCUAGCCGCCCAUACGUCAAACCUUGCCAAGCAAAAUGAAAUUUUAUUUUGUCAACACGAAGUUCAAAUUAGAAUGGAAUAUGAGACCUUUUUAUGGGUCUCUGGGCGGCUAGAGGUUAAAUAAAUACUGAAGUACCUUGUUGUUAAGUUAUUAAGGUAUAAUUUACAAUGAAAUCUUCUACGCAAGCUGACGUUAGUGUUCUCAGACAAACGUGAAAUUAAGUUAUGAGAUAGAUAUAUAAGUGCGGGCAAUUAAAUAGCUGAUUACUCGGUUAAUCAAUUAAAUUGGCUACAAUCUCCAUACCUACAAAAGUUUUUCAUUAAAACAUGAAACAAUCGAAUUGCCAACUUGAUAUUUUAGAAAAUUUUCUUUUUUGCGUUCACACCAUUCGAUUUGAUUGGUCACUAACAAUCGAAUUGUUUGGAAAUUGAGGUAAUCAAGUUAUGUGAAAGGUUGCUAAUUAGGUGAACCACUGGUUUGACAUUAAAAUCAAUACACAAAUGUAAAAAUAAACGUUUAUUUUAAAAUCUCAUUUCUUAUUACAAUAAAUCAUUAAAAAUCAA
Messenger RNA from Cydia fagiglandana, 2238 nucleotides. Its product is annotated as sister chromatid cohesion protein DCC1. The transcript has 5 exons. Gene Ontology annotation, cellular component: Ctf18 RFC-like complex; chromosome, centromeric region; chromatin. Bases 140 to 1420 code for a protein of 426 amino acids. Lineage: Eukaryota; Metazoa; Arthropoda; Insecta; Lepidoptera; Tortricidae. Gene Ontology annotation, biological process: mitotic sister chromatid cohesion; maintenance of mitotic sister chromatid cohesion. The record is from RefSeq and is a predicted model, not a curated record.